AUAUAUUACACGUUACACGUGUCAUUCAAUUAGUUAGCCUGAAACUGUCAAACUUGUAAUGCAAGUGAACGUAUCAAAAGAAAUUUUAAAUAAAAUAUCAUGGAAGAUACAAAGGAGACAAUUAUACAUAAAUUCAACACGGAAUUAGGAAAAGAUUUAAAGGGACUCGAUAAGAUAUACGAAUUUCACCAAUCUCUUAACGCGCAAAAAAAUGAAAUCGAGGAAUCACUGUCGAUGGCAUCUACUGAAGCUCCGUCAAAGGUGAAAGCAGUCGUAGAGAGUGUUGAAAAAAUCAGCAUUGAAUUUCAGCAACUAGAAAAAGCUUCUGAAGAAUUUAGAAAUGAAAUACAGGAGACAGUCCAUGAAAGUGAUAAGAGCUUGGAAAUACAAAGGAUCAUAGACACUAUCAGCUAUUUAGAUAAAUCACUGUCAUAUCUAAAUUUCAUAAAACACGUUGAAGACAUUAGUGAUGGAAUACAAGCGUCUUUAGCAAACGGCGAUGAUGAAUCAACUAUCUCAUUAUAUACAGAUCUUAAGAACAUCAGUUGUGAAUUAAGAUCAUCUACUUGUCAUUAUCUCCAGAAUUAUGUGAAGGAAACACUUCACUUCUGGCACAAUCUCAUAAAAGAUAAAUUGUCUAAGGAAUAUAAUGAUAUAUUGAAAGCAUUAAAAUGGCCUUUCUGCGGCGCUAAUGUAAAUGCAUUACAUACACCUGUGCCAGAGACAGUAGUGAAGUUUAAGAUACUUACAGAAUAUUUAUUACACUUACAGUUACCAGAAGAAUCUAUGAAGCCUGUUGUUACAUCGGCACUACUAACUGACUUCAGCCCAGUUUGUUUGCCGAUUUCGUUGCUAGUACGACCGCUUAGGCAAAGAUUUAUAUACCACUUUACCGGUUCUAAAUUAACGAAUCGACAAGACAAACCGGAAUGGUUCUUUACUCAAAUAUUAACUUGGAUAAAGGACCAUAUUCAGUGGGUCCAGAAAAAUGUACAACCCGCAGCGAAUUCAAUAGACUUUAAACACGUGGAUAUGAAGACAGAAUUUAUGCGGGCUUUAGUACAAUUGGCAGUUGAAAAACUUCAUUCUGAACUGUCAGUAGUACAAUACGACGAUGUCUUAUUUGCUCACCUGGUCGAUGAGGCUCUAGGGUUUGAAAGGGAAUUAAGAGAGACAUUGUUUUACCCACCAGCUCAACCAGCUACUGUUUUUGUACUCACACAGGCUCAAAUUUUUGUAAAGUGGAUUAAUAUGGAGAAGAAAUAUGCUACUGAGAAGAUGGAUGCAAUUUUAAACUCUAACACAGCUUGGGAAAAAUUAUCAACUUCUGACGCUGACGAUAUGAAAGUAACCGAAUGCGCAGAUGCCUUCUUGACACUCCUUACAACAAUUUCUGAUAGGUACAAACAUUUGCCUCAGCCAGGUCACAGAUUACAGUUUCUUGAGCUACAGCUAGAGUUGAUCGACGAUUGGAGAGUAAGAUUGAUUCAGCUAUUACACGAGAACUAUGGAGAUCCUUUAACUUCUCUUAUGCCACGCAUUCUGAAUACACUGCACUACGUUGCGACGGUUUUAGAAGAGUGGGGUGUAACAGUGCACUUCUUGCAACUAUACUUUUUCAAAAAACAAUUUGAAGCAGUGGAAACUGCCACGAUAAAGGGAAACGAUAUUAAAGAUGUAGGUGAAGUUGAAGGUUCUGUAUUCGACGAAGCUGUUGCCCUUUUAAAACGAAUAGAAAAAGAAUUGAUCAGCGAAAUCAGUGAUUCUGUAGCCUUAGAUGUAAAAGCAAAAAGCAGGCCCUAUAGAACGGAUAAGUGGUUUGCAAUGCAGUCUACUAAAGAGUUGGUUUCUUUAUCUGUUACACCGAGCGGUUAUUCUAUGUUUCAAGAAUUAGCAACGCAACUCAAUCUCCUUCACAAGACUUUGGCUUUACCACUGUUUCACGAAGCUUGGAAAAAUUUGGCAUCUAAUCUUGAUCAAUACCUUUUAGAAGAAGUUGUUCUAGUGAAUCAUUUUAACGUAGGAGGAGCUGAACAGUUACAAUAUGAUAUCUUCAGGAAUUUCUUUCCGUUAUUUGGCCUCUAUAUUAAUAAACCGGAGUCAUACUUUCCCUUGAUUAAGGAGGCUUGCAUAUUAUUAAACAUUAUGUUAGGUUCAGCGAUGCUACUUGUCGAAGCUCUCAAUAACAGCGACGAAGUAGCCGGGAAAGAAAUAUUAGCAGACAUUGGUGUUUAUAAAAUGUCUUCUGAACUUGCUUUAAAGUUUCAUGUUGAAUAUCCCGAUGAGGAAUAUUUCAUAUACAACGUACUUCGCACUCGUGACCUUUCCAAGAUGCAAUAAUAAGACCGGUACGAAUAUCUAAAAUUGUUAAGAAACCUGAUGCUUGACCUAACGCUACCCAAUAACCGCUAGGUGCAACCGCAAUACAUCGGAUUAAACCUGUUGGAUUUACGGAGACCUUAAAGAAAAAAAGAAAAUCAUUGUUUCAUCACAAAGUA
Ceratina calcarata is the source of this 2498-nucleotide messenger RNA. RefSeq names its product RAD50 interactor 1 (gene Rint1). Lineage: Eukaryota; Metazoa; Arthropoda; Insecta; Hymenoptera; Apidae. The record is from RefSeq and is a predicted model, not a curated record. Gene Ontology annotation, biological process: endoplasmic reticulum to Golgi vesicle-mediated transport; regulation of ER to Golgi vesicle-mediated transport; retrograde vesicle-mediated transport, Golgi to endoplasmic reticulum. The transcript is spliced from 13 exons. The coding region runs from base 100 to 2340 and encodes 746 amino acids. Gene Ontology annotation, cellular component: Dsl1/NZR complex.